Messenger RNA from Caenorhabditis briggsae, 432 nucleotides. The transcript has 3 exons. NCBI's taxonomy places the organism in Eukaryota, Metazoa, Nematoda, Chromadorea, Rhabditida, Rhabditidae. The record is from RefSeq and is a predicted model, not a curated record. Gene Ontology annotation, cellular component: cytoplasm. Bases 1 to 432 code for a protein of 143 amino acids.
AUGUCCAAUUCGACAAUGGAGAAUACUCAAAUGAAGGUGAAAUUGGCGGUCGACGAGAUGAUUGACGAUUUGGACAAGAAUUAUCUCAGGGAUAUGCAGAAAGCCAUGUUCCAGUGCUCUGCAAGAUGCUGUGACAACAAAAAAGUGACACGCGAGAGCGUUGAGAAUUGUGUAGAGAAAUGUAAUGACGGAAUGAAAAAUGCUCAAGGAUAUCUGGAAAAAGAGUUGGGCGGUCUACAGGAUCAACUCUCUCGAUGCGCAAUGACUUGCUAUGAUAAACUCGUUCAGCAGUUUGGACCAAAUGUCAAUAACUAUUCCGAGCAACAGAAGCUCAGUUUCAACGAAAAACUCGAUUCAUGUGUCUCAGUUUGUGCCGACGAUCACAUCAAACUUAUUCCAGCUAUCAAGAAACGUUUCGCCAAAAAUAUUUAA